AUGGUUGCCACUUUGUCAUGUCCAGCCUCUACCUACUUUGUAAGGUCUUGUUACAUGAGAGAAAACCAUGACCAACUUAAGCAGCAAGUGACCGGCAUCAGAACUAAUGGGAGUUUUAGGUCCCCAGUUAAAGUCGAGACACUAAGCCAAACAGUUUCAACUUCUACCACCACUCUUGGUCAAGCCGUUACAAUUGGUGAAAAUGGUCUGCGCCAAAACAUCCCAACAAAGAAGCAGUUGGUUGAUCCUCAUCGUCAAGGGCUCAUCAUUGAAGGUGGAGUUGGUUAUAGACAGACUGUUGUCAUUAGGUCCUAUGAAGUUGGAGCUGAUAAAACUGCCACACUUGAGAGCAUCCUCAAUCUUCUUCAGGAAACAGCAUUAAACCAUGUUUGGAUGUCUGGACUGCUCAGUGAUGGGUUUGGGGCUACACAUGGAAUGGUGAGGAACGAUCUCAUUUGGGUUGUCUCAAGAAUGCAAGUUCUGAUUGAUUACUAUCCCAUCUGGGGAGAGGUAGUUGAAAUUGACACAUGGGUUGGAGCAUCAGGCAAGAAUGGAAUGCGGCGGGACUGGCUGAUAAGAAGCAAAGCCACAGGCCACAUUUUUGGACGUGCAACAAGCACGUGGGUGAUGAUGAACCGCAAAACAAGGCGUCUCUCCAAAAUGCCAGAAGAGGUGAGAGCAGAAGUUGCACCUUGGUUUAUAGAGAAGCAAGCAAUAAAGGAAGAUACUCAUGAAAAAAUAGUCAAAUUGGAUAAAGAGGCAAAAUACAUGAAUUCAGAUUUGAAGCCCAAGAGAAGUGAUUUGGACAUGAACCAACAUGUUAAUAAUGUGAAGUAUGUAAGAUGGAUGUUAGAGACCAUCCCAGACCAAAUUCUGGAGGGGCAUCAAUUAUCUGGUAUCACACUAGAGUACAGAAGGGAGUGUGGAAGCUUAGAUAUAGUUCAAUCAUUAUGUGAACCUGAAGAUGAUGAAAUACUUGAUGGUGUGGUAGAACCAGAUUACUGCACAAAUCUUCUGAAUGGGUUAUCAGCAGAUAUUCUAAAUGGUGGUGGAGUGCUGACUUGCCUUGAGCAGAGCUCAUUGAGGUAUACACACCUUCUACAAAUCAAAGGAGAGAAACAAAACGACGAAAUUGUGAGAGGAAGGACUGCAUGGAAGAGGAAGAUUGUUACAAUACCAUUUUCCACUUAG
Molecule: messenger RNA, 1191 nt
Organism: Sphenostylis stenocarpa
Lineage: Eukaryota; Viridiplantae; Streptophyta; Magnoliopsida; Fabales; Fabaceae
Source: the annotation of a GenBank genome assembly